This is a messenger RNA of Pocillopora meandrina, 7893 nucleotides long. NCBI's taxonomy places the organism in Eukaryota, Metazoa, Cnidaria, Anthozoa, Scleractinia, Pocilloporidae. The record is from the annotation of a GenBank genome assembly.
GAACAGAUCGCGAUGGCGGACGAUUGACUUUUCAUAAUUCCGGUAUAAAUUUUUGUUUUUGUUUCAACUGAUCACGAUUUUUCUCAACAGAUUUCUCUUAAAUGGAUGAAAGCGUACUGACCUCUCUCCUCCUGUUAAACCCUUCGGGUACAAACACGGGAUACUGUUCGGUUCAAGAUAGUCUGGAUGAAGUCGAGAGAAGGGACUCACAUCUUGACACAGAUGUUAUUUGCAUUGAGGAUUCCCCGAUAAGUAUCUCGAGCACUGUCAAUGAGGAGAUGUCAAAUAUAACUCCUUGCUCUUCUGUCCAUGAAGAAGAAGAUAAUGCAAGCGUAGUGGAAAUUUUUGUUUCCGCUAAGCCAGGAACCUCGCGGGAGUCGAAACCACCAUUGUUCUUUCUUGAAGAUCAAGAUGACGGGGUUUCAUCAUCGUGUUCGAUCUCAGUAAACAUGGAUGUUCAAGAUUACUACGAGAGGAUUACGAACAAAGAAGAACAUUCGACUUCUAGGAGAAAAGAAAAUCGUUUAAUCAAAAGAGAGCGAGAUUUCACUGUCCCUUGUUUAGAGACAAGAACUUCACUUAAAGCUCGCUACGAAUCUAAGUUUAAGCUGCACAUGAGAUUACGAAAGGCUGCUGGAAUCUCUAAUGCGCCAAAUUUCCGGAGAAAGUUUUACAAAUACAAGAAGCAUUUACACAAGGAACUUGAUGACUGGGAAAAUUACUUAAAUGAGCAGAGUGCACAGGAGGCUUACAUCGCUGUGGAGAAUGUAGUUGAUAAUGAAGGUCCACCGAAAGACUUCAUAUACGUGACUAAUAAUGUGAUGCACCAAGAUAUGCCAAGUCAUUUGUUUGACAUUGAUUAUCUUGUUGGGUGCAGCUGUGAGCGGAUAUGCACAAUGGAAACUUGUGACUGCCCACGAAACGGUGGAGGGGAGUUUGCUUAUGACAGGAACGGAAGGGUGCGUGUGAAACCAGGCACACCUAUAUAUGAGUGUAACCCGCGCUGUCCCUGUAGUCUGUCAUGUAGAAAUCGUGUGUUGCAGCGAGGCCGGACCGUUAAGGUGAGUGCUUUUCAAAUUUCUUUUAUGUACAUUUAUAAUGUUGGACAUGUAACCCUAGCAGUGGUUUGUCUUUUUCUUUUUAUGAGCCUGGCAACCAGACUUACAGCAUUCACAUUAUUCAAUGGAAUAAUUUUGUCACCUGUUGGCUUGUGAAGUUUGAUCCUGGUUACCAAGCUUUUCUUGUCUGUUACUACCUAUGUGAGAAAUUUCAGCUUUGUUAGCAAAUUUAUUAAGGAACAAACUUUCAAAGUUUUUUCCUGUUACCAUUCUCAAGUGUUCAUAUGAGAGAUAUUUUUUGCCCAGUGAUCCACAUCUGAGAAGCCAAAACCAGAUAUGUACAACAUGACCAGCUCACCUUCUUAAGAAUACACUGAUAUUUGUCCAAGGUUAAAAAUGUGAAGGUGAGAUCUUAUGCACUGGAUCAGGGCUUGUAUGAGGAGGCAAGGAAUGAUACUUAAGAAAUAUACAAACCUAUUAGAAUCUUUGUAUCUUUGACCAUUGUUCACACAACUUUGAUGUAAGACCAUCUAUGAACAGACUUAUGAGGCUGGCCAGUUCCCUUGAAGCUUAAAUGUCUAUUGAAUGCUGAGAAGAUACUUAAUCAUGGUAAUAGGACAGAUUGGAGUCCAAUUCAGUCUGUAAUUGGACCACACAAAGUCCUGUUACCAAUUAAUCAAAACUAUGAAAAAAUAUAAGAUAGAAACUAGACAUUGUUAUAUGUUUCCUUAAAAAAAAAAAAAAAAAAAAAAAAAAAACACUAGUUAACUCGGUAAAAUGCAAGACAACUCUAUUACACUGUCCAAUUACAAGCAUGACAUGCACACUGUUCUAUUAGUGCUCAAAUCGAACUGGUGAUAACCAUUCAUGUCCAAGAAUUUUGUUCUAGUUUUGAUUAAAGGGGAUAUCAGGGAGUUGUACAGCUUCAUGGUAGUUUUAUGUACUCAGAUAUGACCCUUUGAUGGGAACUUCUGUUGGAGCAUGAAGGCCCAACUUUCAACCUGAGACCUCCAACACUACUGUGGGUCACCUUCAAACCUUUACACCCUAACAUCAGUAUGCAUAUUCUCCAUACUGUUCCUUAUACAUUUCCUAAGGUGCUGACAAAGAGAAUUUGUGUAACAAUCAACAGCUUUUUUUACUUGGUGAUCAUUUCCGUUAUUCUCAUGAUAUUAAUAUGUGAUUCAGGGGUGAUAAUGUAAGGAGAAACUAGAUGCUGGUCACACUUAGAGGUCAAAGGGUCGAAGAAAUGAGAAUUAUGUCUUCCCUGGGUGCUCCAGCUUAACAGGAGUUCUGCGCUGAUCAUUACAGUUCUGUUUAGCUGGCCUUUCAAAGUUGGACUUACUAACAGGGCGGCUGGGUUGAAGAUUUAGUAAAGCUACGAUACAGAUAUUUUGUGUUGGGUUCACAGAAUUACGGCAUUGAUUUCAAGGUAGCUUUAUUUGAUUGUAAUAACAUUGCCUUCAUUUUCCUCCACCAAUUCCCAUCCAUGCUCUCUCAAGGAAGAUUUUAGCAGCUGAUCACUCUUUAUAUAUUCAAUAAUAUAAUAAGCCACUCGAUGAUUGAAGCACACUAUUGUUUGUAAAAUAAAACUUUCCCUCCAUUGUUGUACACAGAGAGCAAAAUGUCUGUUUCAUAAAGUAUUAAUAAGGUAUUAGAGAAAUACCUUAUAAAGAAAAUGAAAUAAAGAAAUAAAAAAAUCAAAUACUUUAAGUCUCUUCUGAAGUUACUCUUGUUAAGAUGUAAGGUUAUAGGAUUUGUCUGAACAUAAUGUAAAUCCUUUGAAGACAGCUUUUUCUUGGUUUCUUUGACCCAUGUUAAGUUCAACAUUAUCAAAUAUGAAAUAGAGGUAAGAGCCAUCACAAUAUAAACUUAGGGCAGAAAUUGUUUGCAUAAGUUACGGGGGUUGAGUUGAGAAUGUGUGAUCUUUAGUUUUAGUUGACUUCAACUGUGUUGCCGUUGUGGUGUGGCAUCCAUUCAAGUCAGGUGUAGUUUCAUACUGGUACAAGCUAUCAGGGUCUCUGCCCUCUCUGAUCCUCACUUUUUUUAAGGUCUGCAGCCUCUUCUUUUCCUCAGCACUGCCUGAAGACGUUACCAUGUCAUCAGUGACUGUGGGGUCCAACUAACCCCAUUCUGUUGAAUAUUGCCUGCCCACAUUUUGUAGGGCUAUCUCCAUUGGAAUUCUGCAUAUUUCCUCCAUGUCCAGGAGAGCAGAUGUGGUCUGGUUGAUCAUGUGAAGUUUGGUCUUCAGUGAGAUUUUGCACUGUGGCAGAAAAGCCAUUGUUGCCUUGCUUAGCUUUGGUCAUCUCAUGCUUUUCCUUUUUGCCAUCUUUGCCCCUAGACUUUGCUGACAGGUAAAGCUGUCAUCCUCUCUAACAGUUUCCCUGUUCUCUUUCUUGUUGUUGGUCUUUGUCCUGGUCAUGUUUUUGCUACUAGCUAGGCCAGUAUCAAGAUGUAAUCUCAAACCAUAAUGUGAAAAAACUUCAUUAGUGCAACAUUUAUCUAACCAAGCUAUUAAUUCUUUACACCCUAAUGUCAGUAUGGAUAUUCUCCAUACUAUUCUUUGUGUAUUUUGUAUAUCGCUGAUAAGGAGAAUUUGUUUAUCAAUCAAGAGCUUCUUUAGAUGGCGAUCAUGUUCAUUAUUUUAGUGACCUCAAUUUGAGAUUCAGGGGUUAUAUUAUUAGGAGAGAUUAGACAUUAGUCACUUAUAGGGGUCAAAGGUUUAAGGUCAUUCCACCUUACCUCUCCACUCUUAUUAAACUGGCCUUGCCAAAGUCAAGUCUCCCACAAGGAUGCACACUUUGGAUUUCAGUAGCUUUCAGCAUGGUCCAGUUAACAACCAUAAGAGCAAAGUGGUCUUUCUCUAUCUGACUCAUUGCCAAGAUCCUAAGUACACAGCUGCUUGUGAUACAUAUAGUGUCGCCUCAUUCCAUCUCGGCAAGGAAUGUUACAGAUGGAAGCAAGCAUAACAAUUGCAUUAUCCUUUCCACAGUGGUGAAGUCUGGAUUUCAAGACCAAGUGACACCAUUAUGUUGUAUCUUUUGGGGAAGACACUUUGCUCUCACCUUGCUUUUCCUACCCUGGAGUACAGAUGAGCACUGGAAAACCAUUGGGCAGACAUGGUAAAGUGUUGGGGUGUAAACUUUGAUUUGUUGGCAUCCCAUCCAAUGGGGAAUAGCAAUACUUUGAGAGGCCUCUUGCUGUAGGGAACAGGAUAAGCUCUGGCAGUAUGGACCACUUGGCUUGGGUGCUGAUUUUUCUUUUACCUUCACCACUUUUAAAAGACAUCAAUAAAUGCUGGAUUACCAGAUAACUUCCCACUUUGAAACUUAAAAGAUUUAAGAAUCACUUCAGGAAGCUUAUCCUACAAAGGCUAAUGCAGCCAAACAUUACAAUUUUGCAGGGCGGUUAUAAGGCCUCUUGCUAAAUUUUAGCCAAGCAAAAAAUUUGGUCUUCUUUCCUUGGUGACCAAACUUUUGCAACUUGAAGUGCUGCUUAUUCCCAAAGAGUGAUACUAAGUUGCAAUACUGUCCUGCCCCUCCCCACUCCCUUGAACCACUUGCCUCAUUGUGACCCUCAGCUACAAUACUUCUAGGAUUGCACAGAAGAUGUGCUUUAGUCUAAAAUUUUUAAUCCACCACAAUCUGACCCUAUGCAACUAGAUGCAUGCCCCCUCUUUUGGACCACUUCCAUUCAUGCUUGAUAUUUAUGGUGUUUCCUUGUGAAAUCUUUGAUUCUAUAUAAAUGGUGGAAGGAGGGAACCAAGACUGACAAAAUGUCUUGAAGAAGUUGUUUACUUUAACAUAAGGAAGGAAUUUGGAAAAUGAAAUAUCAUGUAUGUUGUGGUGCUGACUAUGCUGCUAGUUAGGAACUGUAGCAUUAAGAACUUACCCAAAACGCUUGUAUAUGCCUUCUUCUCUUACUAUUGCCCAGUCUAGGGCUCCAAGCCUCUACUAAGCUUCCUCUUUUACCAGCCCUUUUUCUUGUAAUUCCCCUGUUGACAGCUUCAAGUCCCUUGAAAGAUUUCCCUCUUUAAAGCCUCCAUUUCUAAUAGUUCCCCUCUGUUUUAUGCUUCAAGUUUCUGGUAAGGCUUCCCCUCCCACCCACCCCCCCUUCUCUUAAGCCCCCCUUCUGGAUAGGGCCUCUCUUAUUUUUCCCUCUAGAACUGCUCCAAUUUUUUUAGUCAGCUCCACCUUUGUUAGGCCUCCCUCUUUACUAAGCCCAUUCAAUUCUUAAAUAUAAUUCUCCUCUAGAUCUCCAAGUUUUGGUAAGCUCCCUCUUUGUCCAGGUUCCCUCUUCUUUAAUUCCACCCCUCCCCCCUCCUCUAUCUAGAGCUCCAAAUAUCUAAUGAUAAUUCUCCAGUCUAAAGUAAGAUUUCUCUCAAUUAGCCCCCCCCUCUUUACUUAGGCCCCUAGGACUCUAGCACUCCUAGUGUUUGGAAAUCUUGCUCUCCAUUAUGCCCCCUCAGUAUUAAACUUCCCUGUCCAAUAAUUCCCCAGUCUAGGGCUCCAAGUUCCUAGUAAGCUUCUCCCUAUGUAGCUUCCUCACCCAAUAAGCUUCCCUUCAAAAGACUCCCCCCUGUUUAGAGCAAUAAGUCCUUAGUUAAGCUUUCUCUCUCAGAAUCUUCCCUCUCUUCUAAGCUCCCCUCUAAGAAUUCCCCGUCCAGAGCUCCCAGUACCCAGUAAACUUCCUCCCUUAAUUUUCCUUUCUAGAGCUCUAUUGUCCUCGCCAUUCUCUAUAAAGCCACUUGCUUUAAUAAAACCCCGUCCAGUAAUUCCCUUUCCUAGAACCCCGUGUCCUGGGAAACUUUCAAGAGCUCCAAGUUCCUAAUGUGGUUAGAUGGAGCAAUAGUGAGCUCUCCACUCAACCCAUCAAAACUGCAUAGCUGCUCUGCAAGCUGAUCAGGUUGGCAAUGCCCUCCACAUAUUCUCCUAUUUUUUCCACCUCUACACCAUCUACCAUCUAAGGCAACAGAGCAUGCAAAAUAAGUACACUAUACAACAGGGCAAAGAGAAAGACAGAAAGCAGAGCAACACAAUGGCUAUGCUUAACAAUCCAAACAUUGGUUUUUUUUGUGAAAGAGACUCAUCUUUUGUAGAAAUGAACUUAAAGCACAAUAUUUUUUUGUUGGUUGAAACAAACACUUUAAAUGGUUUUGUUUCUGGGUUUUUUAUGCUCAGGCAAGGCUGUAAGAAGUGCUUUGAAAACUGCAAUGUAAAUUACUAUAAAAUAAAUGAUAGUGGGAUAAUAAAUCUCUUAUUUGAUAGUUCAAAAUGUAAUAAUAAAAGCAGACAUUUUGCUGAUUGCUCUGACUUAUACUAAGUAGUGGGCAAAUUAUUCAGGCACCUGUGUAAGAUGGUGGACCAUCAUUUAAGGUGUGUAUAUUUUACUGGAAAAUAUGGAGAGAACUGUAAGAUGUUCAUCACUGCUGAAGGUUAAAAGGUUUUACUUAUUUUAUUUAAACUGUACAUUACAAACAGGUGGCAAUAUUCCGAACUCCAAAUGACUGCGGGUGGGGUGUGAAGACCAUGGAACACAUUGAGAAGAACCAGAUGGUAACUGAAUAUGUCGGUGAGGCCAUAACACAAGAGGAAGCUGAAGAACGAGGAAAAGUUUAUGAUAGUCGCGGGCAGACAUACUUGUUCGAUCUUGAUUUCAAUGAUGGAGAAUGCCUUUACACUCUUGAUGCCAAAAAAUAUGGCAACAUAUCGCACUUUAUAAAUCAUUCAGUAAGUGGGAAAUGUGCAGAGAGGUGCAUAGGUUUACUGAUCACAUCUCAAUUAUACUAUUAGUAAUGUACAUGAAAGAACUAUGCGCUUCUGAUUGGCUGAAAAGAAGUGGAUACUCAUUUAACACAUGCAAAGUUGUAACAUGGGUGCAAACAACAAAUACUGUGCUCAUGCUUUCAAAAUUUGGUCUGUCUUGACUGUGUGAUGUUCUUUCAUGUACAUUAUGAACAAGUAACCACAUGAUUUCUCUUGCAAUUUGGAGUAACAAGCACUUGUAAAUUAUUACAAAUUUCACUUGCCCUGCAGGCUCAUGCAAUUUUGUUGUCUUUGAAAAAUUUCCAAGUGCUCAUUAACACCAAAUUACACUUGAAAUCAUAUUACUCCCUACACAAAAGAGAACUGCAUCCUUGUGCAGGUGGCAAUGUUAUCCUUCAAAGAAAUGACUACCAGCAACAGAUCCAUUCAGAAAGGCAGUUUAUGGCAGAACUGAUGAAAAUAAUAUAAAAACAUCAUAUAUUGGUGUAUGGUGAAUUUGUUUCAUUGCAAUAUCCCCUCCUACCACAUAUGUGAGUGCACUUCCAAACUUCAUUUCCCUCAGUAGCUCAAGCUAAAAGAAUAUUUUCAUAUAUUUGUCCUCAGUGUGAUCCCAAUCUUGAUGUCUAUGCUGUCUGGGUUGACACCCUCGACCCUAACUUUCCACGCAUUGCACUGUUUGCAAACCGCAAUAUUGAAGUAGGAGAGGAGUUGACCUUUGACUACCAAAUGUCAUUGGAUACAGGAAGCAGUUGUUCCUCACCAAGGAAAAAGGAACACUUAAAAUGCCGCUGUGGUGCAGAAAAAUGUAGAACAUUUUUAUUUUAAAGAAUUUUUCAAAUUCACACACUCUUCUGUAUAUGCAGUUUUAAACCACCAAAUAGAAAAUAUAUGUAACUGUCACAAAAGUUAACCAAUUAGGAGAGCAUGGAGACAUCCUGAAACAGAGUUUGCAAGGUUAGAUAUUUUAGCUUAAACCAGUGCACCGCCUCUUUGAUGUCAUAGUGUUUAACACUAUGAUACUUGUUCAGAUUCAUGUACCAAUGGCAUGUACACUCUAAAUAACCUUUGGU